Messenger RNA from Iphiclides podalirius (scarce swallowtail), 483 nucleotides. Lineage: Eukaryota; Metazoa; Arthropoda; Insecta; Lepidoptera; Papilionidae. The record is from the annotation of a GenBank genome assembly.
AUGGGCCCGUUGAUAGGUUUUCGCGCUGGCCGCGGUUUCCCGCCGCCCCGUGGCCUAAUUACCGCCGCCUCGCGAUACGUCACCGCGGCGAUUCGAAAAAAUGCGGGCGUCCCUCUCGCACGCGGCCGUCAGCCGCUGCUGCGUCCCUCUCGGACUGGCAUUUUUAUAAAAACGCAGGGACCGACCGCGGCCGUCCCGCUCGUUCCCGCCGCGGCGUCACGCUGCCCGCACCCUUCGUCUCCUUCCCGCUUUUUACGAGACGCCGGGCCCGCCGCCGGGUGGGGGGCGGCGACCGCGCGAACGCAAAAUAUUGACCAUCGGAAAAAGUCGCCGCGUAUCGCCUCCAUCAGUCGAAAUCGGGUAAGCCGCGUGCACGCGUCCCAGCGCCGCAACUUCGGCUGCGCGUCGUGCGUCUUCGGCCCGCGGUCCCAUUUUUCCCGAGUCCCCCGCCCGGCGUCUUGCCCGCGCCCAACAAGUGGCGUC